AUGGAAAUCGAAAAGGGAAGUGAGAGGACGACGCAGUUGUCACUUAAGAGAAAGCCGCUUUUAGACACCACCAAUCUUAUUCCCGCCACCAUCUUUCCCAAGCUAUCGUCAACGCUGUCCGAGAAGCCGCAAAUUCUAAGUCCAAUUUGUGAAGAAUUUCCGCAAUCAAGUUCAAAACUGACUUCAGAAUCCUCCAAUGUCCCUACAUCAAAAGCUCAUUGCAACUCAUCUGCAUCAAAUACAAGCAUUAGGCCAUGUAAAUUCAGGACGUCUUCCAGGACCAUUAUUCCAAUGCUAACUGGCAAAGGGAAUGAAGCAAUAUAUGAUUCACUUGUAGAGUACAGUACAAAAGGGUCGACUGUGGAGAAGACAAAUAAUAAGGCAGGUCGAGGAAUUGGUGUGGAUGAUGCAAAUGUGGCUACUUAUUUAUUCAGCCCUUCACCAGUUUCUAGAACAUGGAAUCGAAAGAAGGGUCGUAAGGAUAAAGGGAAGACAGAAAUUGCAUCGGAUGUUUGCCUUACUUUGGAGAAAGCAAAUGAUCGCAAAAGUAAGAAUGCUGAGAUCCCUGCAUUGAAGACACCAGAUGCCCCUCUUCCAGAGAAUCUUAAUACCAAAAGGAAGGCUAUUUCCAUGUCAAGAAGCAACAAGUUUAGAGACAACUUGAACACAUUUGAAGGUACUAGUCCUGUCAAAUCAAAGUGUAAAAAGCUGAAGGAAGAGACGGAUAUUUUUAUUGAGCAGCAGAGAUCCUAUUUCAAAGAAGUUGAUGAGUUUGAAUUGACAGUUGAAGAGGCGUCUGAUGGGGAUUCUGAUUAG
Impatiens glandulifera is the source of this 816-nucleotide messenger RNA. RefSeq lists its product as uncharacterized. The record is from RefSeq and is a predicted model, not a curated record. NCBI's taxonomy places the organism in Eukaryota, Viridiplantae, Streptophyta, Magnoliopsida, Ericales, Balsaminaceae. Bases 1 to 816 code for a protein of 271 amino acids. The transcript has 4 exons.